Molecule: messenger RNA, 2408 nt
Organism: Lampris incognitus (smalleye Pacific opah)
Lineage: Eukaryota; Metazoa; Chordata; Actinopteri; Lampriformes; Lampridae
Gene: actr10
Product: actin related protein 10
Exons: 13
Coding region: 101-1354 (417 amino acids)
Biological process (GO): retrograde axonal transport of mitochondrion
Source: RefSeq, a predicted model, not a curated record
CCAACCCAGGAGGGAGGAAGACAACAAUUUUUUUUGAUGCAAUUAUUUUGGGGCUAAGUAGCAAUAUUUCUUCUGCUUUCCAGCACAAAAAAAUAAUAAAAUGCCCUUAUUUGAAGGGUUGGGAAGUGGAGGAGAGAAGACUGCAGUCGUCAUUGAUUUAGGAGCAGCUUACACAAAAUGUGGCUUUGCAGGGGAAACGGGGCCCAGGUUCAUCAUUCCGAGCGAGAUUCGGAAGCCCGGACAGCAACAGGCGAUCAAAGUGGUUCAGUACAACAUCAACACAGAAGAGUUAUAUGUCAACCUCAAAGAGUUUAUCCAUACGCUGUACUUCAGGCACCUGUUGGUGAACCCUCGCGACAGAAGGGUGGUCCUCAUCGAGUCCAUCCUCUGCCCAUCCCACUUCAGAGAGACCCUCACCAAGGUCUUCUUCAAACAGUUUGAGGUGCCCUCUCUACUGUUUGCACCCAGCCACCUUAUGUCCAUCAUGACCCUCGGUAUCAACUCUGCCCUGGUGAUGGAUUGUGGGUAUACAGAGACACUGGUGCUACCUGUCUAUGAGUGUACCCCCAUCCUGCCAGCAUGGGAAGCUUUGCCUCUGGGCGGGAAAGCCAUCCAUAAAGAACUGGAUGGGCUUCUUGUGGAGCAGUGCACAGUGGACACAGACUCAAGCACCGGACAGACUGUACCUGCUGUCAUUGGAACUAUCCCAGAGGAGAUUGUGGAGGACAUCAAGGUCAGAACAUGCUUUGUCAGUGACCUGCAGCGAGGCCUUAAGAUCCAAGAAGCUAAAUUUGACAUGGAUGGGACCGCAGAACGCCCUGCCGCACCCCCUGAUGUUGAUUACCCGUUGGAUGGGGAGAAAAUAUUGCAUAUCAAGGGAUCAAUCAGGGACUCUGUUAUAGAGAUGCUUUUUGAACAGGACAAUGAAGAGAAGAGUGUUGCCUCUCUAGUACUUGAUGCUCUGGUCCAGUGCCCCAUCGACACACGUAAGGUGCUCUCAGAGAACCUGGUGGUGAUUGGUGGCACAGCCAUGCUGCCUGGUUUUCUGCAUCGACUACUGGCCGAGAUACGCCUCCUAGUGGAGAAACCCAAGUACUGCGACAUCUUGGCCACCAAGAGCUUCCGCUUGCACUCUCCACCUGCCAAGCCCAACUGCACUGCCUGGCUCGGAGGUGCCAUCUUUGGAGCACUGCAGGACAUCCUGGGCAGCCGCUCGGUUUCACGGGAUUACUACAACCAGACAGGGCGAAUCCCCGACUGGUGCUACCUGAGCUCUCCUCCCCCCGAAUUGGUCUAUGACGCAGGAAAAACCCCUCCUCCUCUUAUGAAGAGAGCCUUCUCCACAGAGAAAUAGACCCUCACAAACAGUCUACUUCUGUCCCUCUCCUCAAUGCAACAACUCAGUAACCUUGGAUGUUACGUCCCAACUCAAACCCAUUUAACAAACCCAUUUAACAUGGGUUUGUGUUGGGAUGCCAUCCACCAUCAUUCAUAUGUACUGAUCCUAGACUGGUGGUUGAUGGGCCGUGUGAGAUUGAAGUCAGUGGAGGGUAAACUGUUCUUUUACCUGACCAGUCAAGAUGUGGGUUUUGGGGCAGUUCCACCACAGGACCACCUUAUGGUCUUCCUCAUCUACAUUCCCUACUAAAUUCCAACCUCAGUGUAUAGGAGAGAACAGCGUUUUGAUUUCAACCUGUUUGUCCCUCAUUUCUUGCUCAAUGGGUCUUUGUUAAUUUGUUAGAGGCACCAUAAUCCUGAGUCCUUGAAACGAACAUGAAAUUACAUUUGAAUUAGGAUUAGGUGAAAUGUUUUGGCCCUCAGCAUAGACAACCCGUAGUACAUUAUGCCAUCUCUACACUGGUUUGAGAGAUGAGAGGCGUUAAGAUGAAGGUUUUGGUUCUCGGGGUGGCCAGGGAGCUCACCGAGGAACCCAGAGAUAACAGAACCACUGUGUGUGUCCAUUAUUUGUCAUGGUUCCUGUUGAUUUGAACCCACGGUCUGUUAAUACAAUAUAACUCACUGUAGAUAGGAGCAUCUGUCAUACUGUAAAAUGCCUUCAAGGGCAGACAUAUGGAUUUGAUUCAGUCAUAAUUUUUGUGUUGAGUUAUACUGUUAUUUUUAUCACUUUGCACGCUAUAGCGCUCAAGGUGAUCCAUUUGAAAUUUGAAGAAAAUAUGAGAUUCUCCCGACAAGCGGUCUGCUUCAUUAUAAUGAUGUAGAAAGUGCAGCCCCGCUGUUUAAAACGCAACUCCCACGUACAGGAUUUCAACAAGUUAAAUGCUUUGUCUAUUUAUUGUUUUUGCUUUGCAGUGGAAAGAAGCUGUUUAAGUAAGAAAUGGUGCACCCAUUGCAGUUUUGCGCUGUAACCCCUAAAUUUAGUCGAUACAAAAUAAAUAUUCCUGGAAUCG